CGCGACUCGCAUUAUUCCGCGACAAGUGCCUGCUGUCGGAGUGCGGAACAGUCGGAUUUGACAGACGGAGGUUUCAGCGCAUGCGCGGAGCCCGCUUGUGUUUUGUUUUGCUUCAUUUGUUUUCCUGACUUUUUUACUUUUUCACCGUCCAAUUCUCAUCGGCACUCUCGCCGUGUCCGAAAGAACGACGACGAACAAUCUUGGACAAUGGCUGAGGCGCGGUGCAGUGGCAGCGUCAGCCGGACUCCGGAACGAUUAACAGACUGGAAUAAAGGAUCGAGUAACCCUCUCGCGUAAUAGUGUAUACAGUUCAAUUGCGGAUCUGCAUCGCAGGUCGAUGUUACAUUUUAAAUAAUAAAUUUCAACCCGAACCAUAGACGACGACAAUACAGCUUUGACAUGGCAUCGGUGCGCGUGGCUGUCAGGGUUCGGCCUUUUAACAAGAGAGAAUUGGCGAUGAAUGCUAAGUUGAUUAUCCAAAUGGAUGGAAAGCGGACGAGGAUAUUUAAUACCAAGCCUCCAGGUAGUGGCAGAGACAUAGAUGGAGAAAAAUACAAGGAUUUCACAUUUGAUCAUUCCUACUGGUCGUAUGACAGCGAGGAUGAAAACUACGCUUCACAGGAAGAGGUUUUCUACGAUCUGGGUACCGACGUGAUAGAAAGUGCCUUCUCAGGCUACAAUGCCUGUGUUUUCGCCUACGGUCAAACGGGAUCUGGAAAAACAUUUACAAUGAUGGGUACUCCGGAAUCUCAAGGCCUUAUACCUCGGAUCUGUAAGACUUUGUUCGCACGAAUGGCGGCGGGGAAAGAAGGUGGUGCUUCGUACAGAACAGAGGUAUCUUUUUUGGAAAUUCAUAAUGAGAGAGUAAGAGACUUGUUGAGGCCCGAUCAAUCUCAGUCGCAUUCCUUAAGGGUGCGAGAACACCCAAAACGCGGGCCUUACGUACAAGACUUGUCCAAUCAUCUGGUAUACGACUACUCUGAUAUUCAGGAGUGUAUGGUCAGAGGAAAUACACACAGAACUACUGCUAGCACAAAUAUGAACGAUGUCAGUAGUCGGAGUCACGCAAUAUUUACGAUAACGUUUGUUCAGGCUGGUUUCUCUGGCAAUAUGCCGUCAGAAACAGUUUCAAAAGUGCAUCUGGUCGACUUGGCUGGAAGCGAGAGGGCAGAUGCUACGGGAGCAACAGGUCAGCGUCUAAAAGAAGGUGCUCACAUAAACAAAUCCUUGGUAACACUGGGCUCAGUGAUAUCGGCCUUAGCCGAAGUCAGUUCGAGCUCGUGUACGAGUGACUCUAAUUCUAAGCGCAAUGUCUUCAUUCCGUAUCGAGACAGUGUGUUGACUUGGUUACUGAAGGACUCUUUGGGCGGUAAUUCUAAGACAAUCAUGAUCGCUGCUGUCAGUCCAGCAGAUUGUAACUACGGCGAGACACUUAGUACUCUUCGCUAUGCAAACCGAGCAAAGAAUAUCAUCAACAAACCAACAAUCAAUGAAGAUGCCAAUGUCAAACUGAUCAGGGAACUCAGGGAGGAAAUACAGAAGCUCAAAUCUCUUAUUGACAAAGAUGCGAGCGUGGAAAGACCUCCGCAAGUGUUACUGGCGCAAAUUCAUGAAAAGCAAGAACAAGAAAAGGUGCUAACUGAAGAAUGGGCUGAAAAAUGGCGAGAAACUCAACUGAUCCUACAGGAACAGCGAGCUUUGGGUCUGCGCAAAAGUGGAGUUGGUGUUGUUCUCGAUUCUGAAAUGCCACAUCUCGUUGGCAUAGACGAUGAUUUACUGAGCACUGGUGUUACUCUUUAUCACUUAAAAGAAGGAAAAACCUUGAUUGGCAGCGAGGAUGCCACGACGCCACAGGAUAUAGUCUUAUCAGGCGUUGACGUUGAACCUGAACACUGUGUGGUGGAAUUGAAUGAGGGAAUUGCGACACUUCAUCCGCUCUCAGCCCAUUGUUGGAUAAACACAGCGCAGGUUGAUAAAGCUACGAGGUUAUCGCAGGGGUGCAUAAUACUUCUCGGAAGAAAUAACAUGUUCCGUUAUAACGAUCCAGCAGAGGCUGCAAAGCUCAGAAAAGAAGGUGGAAUUGGAAAUGGCAAUUUACAAUCGGUAGUAAAUCUUUCCAGACUGUCUCUUCUCAGUUGGAGUGUUUCUGACCUCCACACUUCGUCUUCGAAUGACAAUCUCCUUAAUUCGAGCGAAGAUCUUGGGGCUAUAGAAGAACUGGAGCAUCAGAAGGCUCUUCUUCUCAAAGAAAAAGAAGACUUCAAGCGAGAGCAAGAAGAAAGAGAGGAGAGAUGGGCAGCUCGAAGAGAAGCUUUAGAAGGAGCGCAACGAGAGCUGGAGAGAGAAUGGGGAGCGCAGUGGAGAGAAUGGGCCGAAGCUCUUGCGCAGCUCGAAGCACGACAGCAAGAUUUGAGAUCUAGACGGAAUGCGCUGGAACAGGAACGAAGAGAUGAAAUGACUCAAGUAGAAAGUGUUUGUAGGGAAGUCAGCUCUCUGCGAACGAUUCUUCAGUCUAAACAGCGCCAAUUCGAUGAGUUCAUGCACACGCAAAAUCGCGUAUCAAAUGAUAGACAGCAAAAAAAGACAGGUGAUGGGGUAAGCAGUGAUAUCAGUACGCCUGAAUCUUGGUCAAGUCUUAAUGAUGCCGACUCUGCCCAUGCUGUGAGAGAGCUAGUCAAUAAUCACAGAAAAGAAUUAACCACCUUAGAAAACGAACUACAAGACAAAGUGAAGUCUCUGAACGAGCACAGAAGGAAGGUCGAUUCAAUUGACGUAGAGUUGUUUGAUGUGGCAGAUAAGCAUCAGAAGAUUUUGAACCUGGAGUUGGAAAGUGGUGAAGUCAGCGAGAAGAAACUCUUUCUGGCAAAACGGACCCAAGAGCAGUUACAAGAAAUUAUGAAUAGGAAACAGAGUCUUUCGUUGGAUUUGAAACGGGUUGGUCCAUCUUCUUCUUGCAACGAUUCAGUAAAUGGAGACGAAGUGACUUCCCAGUCCGAUUUGAAGUCCUUGCAAGACGAGUGCAAUCGGAAAUUGAAGAUUGCGUCAGCGGUAAACUUGCUGUAUAAUCAUGACCCACCGCUUUCUGCAGAAACGACGGACACGUUUCAUACAGCGGCAGCAGACUCUCCAGAGUUUUUGAAAGGCUUUAGGGAGGAUGAGGAACAAAACGAGGAAGCUGAGAAUAAGACAAAAUCCGAGUAUGUUACUGCCAAAGAAGACUGCGGUCCAGGUACAAGCACUGGGCCUGACCCGAGCCCAGAUAUUGAACACAGUGAAAAAGUUUUGCAGGAUGACGUGAAGAAAUCAAUGAAAGAAGAUGAACACUCGCUGGAUGAAAAAGUUCAGGAUACUUCUGAGUUCCGAGAUAAGGAAGAUAAUAAUUUACUGAGUGAGAGCAUCUCGACCGAGAGUCUGACAAUCCAUGAAUCUCCGCAGCAUCAAACGCUGAGGAGACUGCAGCAGAGGAUUGCUCGUCAAAAAAUGAUUAUUAUGCGAUUGUUGGAAAUUAAUGCUCCGUGCAAAGAGGAUCUUAAUCGUCAGAUUGGAGUUUUACAAGACUUACAGAGGCAGCAAAUCGAGUUGGAAGCUUUGUUGAUUGAAAAAAAGGAUUCAAAUCACGAUACAGGUAGAAAUGAAAGGAGAAUCCCUGCUAUCGAUCAGGAUCCUUAUAUGAGAGUCGUCAAUUCUCAGGAAAACUUUGGUCAGAAUUCGAUUCUCACAGAGAAAAAUUCUUUCUCAAAUUCUAACGACUUCCAAUCACAACAAAGUUCUGUCUCGGAAAUAUCCCAGCAGCCAACACUCAUGCGAAAUUCUCCAAGCCAGACUUACACCUCGGUAUAUCUCACGCAGAGUCGAGACCGUUCAGAUCACUUGAGUAGUCCUUACUCGUUGACGAUAACGAGGUCAUUACCAUCGCUAAUCGCCAAUGAAAGCGAAAAUGAGAACGUGAUCAACAUGAUCGUGAGCGUUCCGUCAUACAUUGUACGUGGUGCUGGUGCUUCCAGUCAUUAUGAGUACGAGGUGCGGGUUGCAGCUAGGGACGACAGCUGGACAUUGUUGAGACGCUACAGGCGGUUCAGGGAGCUCAACAUUAUGAUGCGCCAAAAGUAUGGUGCUAAAAUUGGAACGAUACCGUUCCCUCCACGUCAAUUUUUCAAGAAAUCUGAAGCAAUUGCUCGUCAGCGGCGAAAACAACUCGAAAUCUAUCUUCGCCGCUUGAUACAGGUUUGUGCCGAAUUGCCUCUUUGCCAACCUCUCUACAAAUACAAUACAGAUCUGAGUCAGAUAGACAAGCAGUCUCUCCUAGAAUUUAGCGUGUUUUUCCGACGAGGAACCUUUGAGAGUAGUAAAUAUGGUACUAGCUAGUAAGUUCUGCUUUAAUUAUGUAUUAUUAAUUUUCGGCAACUUAGGUUUGACAGCCUAUACGUAUAAUUAGUCUAGAUGUCUUGCAUCGGGGAAUUCACCCCGCCCCCGUGGUGAACGCGACUUGCAUAGUGAAAUUUUUAAGCUCUAGUUCGACAAUUUUAUUCUUGUUAAUUGUUAAUAUUAUAACUAAUCAAUGGCGCCACUGUGGAUUUGAACAUAACGCAUUUGGUGAAACCGCUUCGACGAAAAAAAAUUCAAAUAGAAUAAACAGAAUUGAUAUUUGGUUUGUGCCUCGCCUCUAAAUAAAAUUAAUAAACCUAUCUGAAUGAUUUGACAAUAAAAAACUACGUGUCUAGCAAACAUACAAUUACUUGAGAUGGGUCUGUUGUAAAUGCCAAAAAAUAUCAUACGUAAUUUUAAAAAUACGAGCCAGCCCCAAUUUAUCAUUUUUUUUUCAUCACGUGGAUUCGGAUGUAACAAAAUUUCAUUUCCCAGGGAUGGUAAUUCGAUCUUAAUCAUGACAGUAUUUGGCA
Molecule: messenger RNA, 4898 nt
Organism: Diprion similis
Lineage: Eukaryota; Metazoa; Arthropoda; Insecta; Hymenoptera; Diprionidae
Gene: Klp98A
Product: kinesin-like protein Klp98A
Exons: 16
Coding region: 400-4365 (1321 amino acids)
Biological process (GO): microtubule-based movement
Molecular function (GO): phosphatidylinositol binding; microtubule motor activity; ATP binding
Source: RefSeq, a predicted model, not a curated record